Messenger RNA from Colletotrichum godetiae, 1053 nucleotides. RefSeq names its product Got1-like family protein. The record is from RefSeq and is a predicted model, not a curated record. Lineage: Eukaryota; Fungi; Ascomycota; Sordariomycetes; Glomerellales; Glomerellaceae. The transcript is spliced from 5 exons. Gene Ontology annotation, biological process: endoplasmic reticulum to Golgi vesicle-mediated transport; retrograde transport, endosome to Golgi. Gene Ontology annotation, cellular component: endoplasmic reticulum; Golgi membrane; Golgi cis cisterna. The coding region runs from base 346 to 765 and encodes 139 amino acids.
GUUAGGUUCGUUCUGUGACGGCGCGGCCAAGCACCAAGAACUGCAGCAAAGACCCCUGCUCGCGUGCCAGCGGCCGGCACCUUUCCCCCUGGUGAUCUGUUCUUUGUUUAAUCAAAGAAUAUUACGGCAUCUCAGUCCAACUAUACGCCAAUCCUCUCUCGCGUAUCUCUCAUCCUCUUUACGCGAUUGCAACGCCCUCUUCGGAUUCUUCUCAUCCUACAGCUACGUACAACGAGCACCCCUCGAACGACCGAAUUGAAGCUCUCCUCUUAUCCGACCACUCCCGUACACAUACACACAUCCCUCGACCUCGAGCUCGAACGAAGCUAGGAGCAUAUACCCAAGAUGGCGUCAAUGUGGAUGUCCGAUUCUCAAAAAAUUGGAGUAAUAUUUUGCUCCGGAGGAGGUUUCUUCCUCAUCGGCGGAGUCAUGAUGUUCUUUGACCGAGCAAUGCUGGCCAUGGGAAACAUCCUCUUCCUCAUCGGCCUUACAAUCAUCAUCGGACCCCAAAAGACGCUCCUCUUCUUCGCGCGGAAACAAAAGGCAAAGGGCACGGCCGCCUUCUUUGGCGGACUCGCGCUCAUCCUGCUACGCUGGCCCCUGAUCGGCUUCUGCGUCGAGCUGUACGGCAUCAUGGUCCUCUUUGGCGACUUCCUCGGCACGAUUGCCGCCUUUGCGCGGAAUAUCCCCGUCAUUGGGCCGUAUAUCGGGACCGCGGUCGAUCGGUCUGGCGUUGGUCGCCGGAACGCCGAGUUGCCCGUGUAAGUUCCAUCGGAAGGCGGGUGAUGUAUCAACGUAUCAAUGAUUUCGGGGGCCACUGGAAUGACGAUGCUCUUUUGGACGGGAGGGAAUUAAGCGUAUAGACGGAUUGUAUACCAUUACGGUGCAGGUCGGGUCCUGACCUAUGAUUUGAUAAGACUUGUAAUUACACGCGAAUUUGCUUUUCGGUUCAUGGGACAAGGCGAGACCUUGGACUAGAGACGACGGACUCGCUCAGGGAUAAUGAAUGAAUGGGGAGACACUUCAUAAUUAUCUGGCACAAGGAGAACAUAA